Messenger RNA from Amblyraja radiata (thorny skate), 1972 nucleotides. Its product is annotated as AP-1 complex subunit mu. The record is from RefSeq and is a predicted model, not a curated record. The transcript is spliced from 8 exons. Gene Ontology annotation, biological process: vesicle-mediated transport; intracellular protein transport. Bases 124 to 1380 code for a protein of 418 amino acids. Gene Ontology annotation, cellular component: clathrin adaptor complex. Lineage: Eukaryota; Metazoa; Chordata; Chondrichthyes; Rajiformes; Rajidae.
UGAAGGCGGCGCGCUGCUCUGGGUUGACGCUUCUAUAGGAUCUUUGCUGCUCUGGGUGUGAGGGGAGAAGCGGCCUGGUCAGAAUCAAAGGUCCUAUAGGAUCCGAUAGGAUCUUUGGUCAGAAUGAUUCACAGUCUGUUCCUCAUCAGCUGCGGUGGCGACAUCUUCCUAGAGAAACACUGGAAGAGCGCGGUGAGCCGCUCGGUGUGUGACUAUUUCCUGGAGGCACAGGACAGGGCCGGACAGCCGGACGACGUGGCGCCGGUGCUCGCUACCCCGCACCACUACCUGGUCAGCGCCCACCGCUGCGGCAUCUUCUUCGUGGCCGUUAUCCAGUCCGAGGUGUCGCCGCUCUUCGUCAUCGAGUUCUUGCAUCGAGUGGCGGAGACGCUGCAGGACUAUUUUGGAGAAUGCUCAGAGGCAUCAAUUAAAGAUAACGUUGUGAUUGUGUACGAGCUCCUGGAAGAGAUGUUGGACAACGGGUUCCCAUUAGCUACUGAAUCCAAUAUAUUAAAAGAACUGAUUAAACCACCCACUAUUCUUCGUUCUGUUGUUAAUUCUAUUACGGGUAGCAGUAAUGUGGGAGAUCAACUUCCUACUGGUCAACUGUCCAACAUUCCUUGGCGGAGAGCAGGUGUCAAGUAUACAAAUAAUGAGGCUUAUUUUGAUGUUACAGAAGAAAUUGAUGCCAUCAUAGAUAAAUCAGGAUCAACUGUCUUUGCUGAGAUCCAGGGUGUUAUCGAUGCUUGUAUUAAGCUCACUGGAAUGCCAGACCUCACCCUUUCCUUCAUGAACCCAAGGCUGCUGGAUGAUGUCAGCUUCCAUCCGUGUGUCCGUUUCAAACGAUGGGAAACUGAGCGAGUUCUCUCAUUCAUUCCUCCAGAUGGAAAUUUCCGUUUAAUGUCUUACCACGUCAGCUCGCAAAACUUGGUGGCAAUACCUGUUUAUGUAAAGCACAAUAUUAGCUUCAACAACAAGGGAUCCACAGGACGGUUUGAUAUAACAAUUGGCCCAAAACAGACCAUGGGAAAGGUGGUGGAGAGUGUUCUGGUGAUUGUUCACAUGCCCAAAGGGGUGCUCAAUAUGACCCUUACUGCAACACAGGGCAAUUACACGUUUGAUCCAGUCACCAAGGUGUUAAUCUGGGACAUUGGAAAAAUUAUCUUGCCAAAGUUACAAACUCUUAAGGGAUUGAUUAACCUACAGUCUGGUGCACCAAAGCCCGAAGAAAAUCCAACACUCAAUGUCCAGUUUCAGAUCCAACAACUUGUUGUAUCAGGUUUGAAAGUGAAUCGACUGGACAUGUACGGAGAGAGAUACAAACCAUUUAAAGGUGUGAAAUAUGUCACUAAGGCAGGAACAUUUCAGGUCAGAACAUGAAAUAAUAAGCUGCACAAUAUUGUCCUGAAAUCAGGUAUUCAUUCACCAAGCAACAGCAUCGUUCUUGAAAAACUUCACCAUUUUUGAAUCAAACAAUAUCAAGAUUCCCAAAAUGUUGAUGACACAAAAGGAAAUGAUUUCAUUGGGUUUAUUAACUGCCUUAAUCACAAUAUGUUAACUGAAAUAUUAAACUAGUUUUAUUUAAAGAUAUUUGAAUUUUUUCUAUAGCUCCAUUAUUUCUUCAUCAUUCUUUUUCUUCAUUAACUAGAGCAUGUAGGUUUAAAUGCAAAAAAAAUCUGUUCCAGUUGCCAGCACGUGCAGUCUCAUAUCACCCUGUAGAUUUAAAUAUUCUCCUUGAUCUCUAUAACAAUAAAUGUUUAAUCAUAGAUAAAUUUCGGAUAUUUGCGUGUGCCUGUCUCUGACAAAUAUAAACGUGCUUAACAAUCAUUACUGUAAAAUACUUUAUUUGAUUUUAACGUACCCAAUAGCAUUCGGGUCAUUGCAAUGUUUAUAACUAACUUUAGUACAUAUUUUUACGAUGAAUUGUAACCGAAUGGUUUGAUUGUUUCAAUAAAGUUACAUUUCCAUUUUC